AACACAUCCUAAUGUUGACGUAGGAACUGCCGGCGUAUGCCUUUUUCCUCCAGAAUACAUAGCUACAGCGUGUCAACGAGCUAGCCAUAUAGCUGACUAAGAUCCCCCACCCCAAUUAGGCUUUUUUGCCGACUGAGGAAGAUGAGGCUGAAGGAGAUCCAGAGAACUGCUCAUCAGGCAUGGAGCCCUGCCGCACACCAUCCCACAUACCUGGCUACAGGUACAUCGGCCCAACAGCUAGAUGCAUCGUUCAGCACCAGUGCUGCACUGGAGAUUUUUGAGAUGGAUUUCUCAGAUCCUUCUCAGGAAAUGAAGCUCAGAGGAACGCUGUCCACCACCAACAGGUUUCACAGUCUUAUCUGGGUGAAUUUUGGAAUGGGAGCAGAUGGAUCUGCUGGGAGACUCAUAGGAGGGAGUGAAAAUGGCGUUUUAACGGUUUACAGUCCUGACCAAAUAUUAGCGUCUGGGGAAGCAGCAAUAAUCGGGCACUCUGAGAAGCACUCCGGCCCAGUGCGAGCGCUGGACUUCAACCCUUUUCAGAGUAAUCUUCUGGCAUCAGGAGCAAAUGAUUCUGAAAUAUAUAUCUGGGACUUGAAUAAUUUCAGCAACCCAAUGACACCAGGGACAAAAUCUCAGCCUCUCGAGGACGUCAGUGUCGUUGCCUGGAACAGACAGGUACAGCACAUCCUGGCCUCGGCAAAUCCAAGCGGAAAAGCUGUCGUCUGGGACCUGAGGAAGAACGAACCCAUCAUAAAGAUCAGUGACCAUAGCAACAGGAUGCACUGUUCCGGCAUGCUGUGGCACCCUGAGGUGGCCACGCAGCUGGUCCUGGCCUCUGAAGAUGACCGCCUGCCUGUCAUCCAGAUGUGGGAUCUCCGGUUCGCGACCUCCCCUCUGAAGGUUCUGGAGAACCAUACGAGGGGAAUUCUGUCCAUCUCCUGGAGCCAAGCCGACCCAGAGCUGCUUCUCAGCAGCGCUAAAGACAACCGCAUUCUGUGCUGGAAUCCCACCACCGGAGAGGUGAUCUAUGAGCUGCCCACCUCGAAUCAGUGGUGCUUCAACGUGCAGUGGUGCCCCAGGAACCCAGCCCUUCUCUCUGCCGCGUCGUUCGAUGGACGCAUCUGCGUGUAUUCUGUCAUGGGGGGAAGCCUGGAGGCCCAGCAGAAAAUGAGCGCCGACAAGAUCUCCUCCUCCUUCGACACCAUGGACCCCUUUGGGACAGGACAAGCAUUCCCCCCUCUGCAGGUCCCACAGCCUACGGACCAGCCCACCGUGGUUCCCCCUCUGAAGAAGCCCCCCAAGUGGGUGCGCAGGCCAGUGGGGGCCAGUUUCGCUUUCGGAGGGAAGCUGGUCACCUUUGAGAGCCCUAAGCCUCCGCCGCAGCAGCAGGGGCCGCAGCCCCUCCCCAGGCAGGUGUUCGUCAGCCAAGUCGUCACGGAAACGGAGUUCCUGCAGCGAUCCAACGAGCUGCAGGCGGCCCUGCAGUCCGGCGCCUUCUCCGUGUACUGCCAGGGAAAGGUCCAGAAUGCACCCAGCGACUCGGAACAGGAUAUCUGGAGGUUCCUCAAGGUCAACUUUGAAGAUGAUGCUCGUGUGAAGUUUCUCCGCCUCUUGGGAUUCAGUAAAGAUGAACUUGAGAAAAAGAUUUCCUCAAACUUGGGGAAGGACUUCUGCGCUAACGGGCAUGGCGUGGACGCUAACGACCUGGCGGAGAAGAUGCAGCUGCUCUCUGCUCAGAGAUCAGAGGAGUCCAGUGCUGCAGCAGACCCCUCUGCAUCAGACUUCUUCAGUAACCUGCCCAAGGACAAGCCCAGCUUCCAGAUCCCAGUCUCUGCAGACACGGACGGGCUGAUCAGCCAGGCUCUCCUGGUGGGGAACUUCCAGGGAGCGGUGGACCUGUGCCUGAGUGACGGCCGCUUUGCGGAGGCCAUACUGCUGUCCAUCAGCGGGGGCGAGGAGCUGCUGAAGAAGACCCAGCAGAGAUACCUGGACAAGCAGAAGAGCAGCAUCUCAAUGCUCAUAUCUUCAGUGGUCACGCAGAACUGGAGGGACAUCGUGCAGAGCUGCGAGCUUGACAACUGGAAGGAGGCCCUGGCAGCCCUGCUGACCUACGCUCGCCCAGAAGAAUUCGCCCCGCUGUGCGACACACUGGGGUCCCGUCUGGAGGAGCAGGGCCAGGAGAAGCGCUGCCUGCAGGCUUGCCUGUGCUACAUCUGCUCAGGGAACAUCGAGAAGCUGGUGGAGUGCUGGGCCCUGCAGAAGAGCUGCGUGUCGCCCCUGGCCUUAGAGGACCUGGUGGAGAAGGUGAUGAUUCUGCGCAAGUCUAUCGAGCGUCUGCGCGAUGGGGAGGUGGCCGUACAGAGCCCGGUCCUGGCCCAGAAACUGACCCACUACGCCGGCCUGCUGGCUGCCCAGGGGAGCCUGACUGCAGCCAUGAGCUACCUUCCUGCCAACUCUAACCAGGAGGUGAUCCAGAUGCUGAGGGACAGGCUGUUCCACGCACAGGGGGAGGCAGCGGUGGGGCGGCCCUCCACGUUCCCUCAGGCUAAAGUCUCCGUAGGGGGCGCUCCAGUCACCCCAGCGCCCCCCACAGUGCCCUCAACAGCACAGCAGCCUGCGCAGAAGGCAUACAAACAGGGGCCCUACCAGCCUGUGGUGCCCUCUCCCUCUCCGAUGGGAGACUCAGUGCAGCCUUCUGCGCCCACGGUGUUCACUCAACCGGCCCCUCCAGCUGACUCCUUCCCCCCGCCUUCCUACUCCGGGAUGCCUCCUACCUCCCACGUGCCACGGCACGCAUACCCCCAGCAUCCCUCCACCGCCCCGGGUUUCCCAUCAUUCCCGCCGUUCGGUCCUGGAGCGGUCCCUCUGGGAGGCCAGACGGGCUUCCCUCCGCGUCCUGCCAUGCCGGCGUCCAGCCUGGCAGGACCGACGCUGCCCCCAUCCUCCGGCCCCGGCCUUCCCAGCAUGCCCGGCGCGGGCCCCCCUCUUCACGGCAGCUUCAUGCCCCCUGCGUCCCUGCCAUCGGGACCCCCGCCCAGCUCCCAGCCCGGAGCCCCCGUCCCCAUGUUCCCGGGAGGUCACCACGGCCAGGGCCAUGUCCCUCCCAUGCCCACAGCCCCCUACAACCCUCUGGCCCCAGCGUAUCCGCAGGGGGGCCCUGGAGCACCGGCCCCUAAGCCCUUCUCCGGCCCUGCCGUUCCCCCGCCCCCCACAGGACACUUUCCGUGGCUGCAGACCCGUUGUGAGGAUGAAGGGAGUGCACAGGAGGGCUGGAACGACCCCCCCGCCGUGCGCGGAGGUCCAAGGAAGAAGAAGAUCCCAGAUAACUACACUCCUCCUGCCCCCAUCACAGCCCCAGUCAUGGGGUACGCCACUGAGCCAUCCCACCCCCACGAGGGCAUCCAGGCCCCUCCCGGCGCCCCCCAAGAACCCAGUGUCCAGCUCCUCCAGCAGCUCCCAGCAGAGAAGGUGGAGCAGAGGGAGAUCCCAGCGGAGCACCUAGUCCUGAAGGCCUCCUUCGACGGGCUGGUGCAGCGCUGUCAGCUGGCCGCGGGAGACCCGCAAACAAAAAGAAAACUGGAUGAUGCGUCUAAGCGCCUGGAGCACCUCUACGACAAACUCCGAGACCAGACACUGUCUCCCAGCAUCCUCUCUGGCCUUCACGAGGUCAGCCGCUGCAUCGAGAGCCGCAGCUACCAGAACGCCCUGGCCGUCCACACCCAGAUCGUCAGCAGCAGUAACUUCAGCGAGAUCUCCGCUUUCAUGCCGAUCCUCAAAGUGGUCAUGACCAUCGCCAACAAGCUCAGCAUUUGACCACGGGGGGCAGAGAAACUGCUAAUUUCAGUGUUAAAAGGUCCUUAUAAGUUAUAAAUAUAUAUAUAGAUAUUUUUUGAGCAUUUGAGAUGUGCUUUGGUGCUUUAAACGAUAAUAUGCUGCAGACUCUUGGUUUUCAUUUAUCUUUUCCGGGGGUUGUUUUAUGACAUGCUCAUCGUACGCUGCUAAAGGGCUUUUUAGUUCACUUCUUUUCACGCUGACAGUUCUUGUCACAAGAGAGAUUUCGGUUUAAUUUGCUUUCGUUAAAAUUUGCUAAAAUUUCAUGGGGAAAGUACACUAUGAAGGCUUGUGUAAUGCGGGGGUUGUGAGUGCAAGCCGGGCACUGUCUGUGAUAGAGCUGCUUUUGGCCUCACAGGGUUCUGGAGAUGAGGGCACUGGGAGAGGCACUGAAAUAUGUGGGCACUAACCCUGUCUCUGACUUGAAAGGUUGAACAGGGAUUGUCUGUUAUUAUAACACAAACCAAAUGAGGAAGAGAAAGUGUGUGUCUGCGCGUGUGUCUGGUCUAUGCGUGUGUCUCUGUGUGUGCUUGUUUACUAACGCUGGAAUGCAACUGAUUAUUUUAAGCAAACAAGAUUAUUCUUUCAGAAAUUACCCAGUACAUACUGUACCAUAAAUGUUUAUCUGAUCUAUUGCAAACAUACCUGAAGCAUGGUUAACAAAUGUUGCCAUCUUCCAUCGAGGAUUACACAGGAAUUGUGUGGAAGCUUGCGGCUUUUCAUGAAAUGAUAAUGGUUGCCAUGUAAUUUGGUUAGAUGUUCGGCUAUCAAUUUGUUUUUGAGCAGCUAUGGGACGCAGAAAUGCAAGUUCGUUAAACAGCUAGUUAAUUGCUGGCUGGUUGCGUCCUCUGAAUUAUUUUCUGUAUUUGCAGAGACCUUUGCCUCUAAGCCUGAAUAGGCUAUGCUUUCAUUGUGUGAUUCUGUUGUACCCCUGUGUCUAUUGCUGUUCCUUAGUUGCACUAAAAUUGUUAUAUUUCAUGCAUACUUGGAUAUAUUAUCAGGCAUAAGAAAAGUAAUAUUUAUUAUUGCUGGGCAACAAGUUCAAUGCAAUUUACUGAAAUCCAAAUGAUUUGAUAAUUGGCACUGAUUGAAAUGUGGUACGUUUUGAGUGAAGUACUGUUUGUGAAAUGAUUCCACUUACCUUUUACAAUGAAAUUCAAAGACAAAAAAUAGUCUUUUUGGUUGGAUUAUGUGUAACACUUCAAACACAAACAUUUAGAUACAGGUCAUCUGAACUGAGUAUAUUUGUGAUUUAUUUAAUGAGGGCAGCUGUAUUUGUGAACAUUUUUUUUGUCCAAUGGGUGUGCAUUGUGUAAGCACUGCGUCUGCCAUUAAUUAUACUCCUUAUGUCUUAAACACACCUUUUUAAUAUGACCAUUUUGCCCGGUUCAUCGAAAAGUAAAUGUAAAUGUCAUGAUGAGGACAAACGAUGAUAGAAAUACACUGUAGUCAGAGUUUGAACCACCACCCAGUGGUCAGAUUGAACCACUGACUCAGCCAAAAGCUAUGAUUUCAGUCCAUUGGGUUUGCAGCCUGCUUGCUUUCCUUUCUUACAGUUUCACAAUUAGACUGUAUGUAAUCUUUUCCAUUCCUGGUGCUUGACCCCUGUCCUCAAGCUGGCUUCUCAAAGCAAGGCUAACAUCCACUUUAAUGUUUAAGGUACUGUAUGUUAUGUUGAUCUUAAGAAAGAUGCAAGUCCUCCCGAUGACCAGAAUAUCUCCUGCGUGUACAGUAAGCUUGUACAGUACGUUUGUCUGAAUUCCCUCUGUGGCCAGUGUAACCGGAGAGAGUUGUCUUGCUGGUCAUUCGGUGUAAGGAUUGUCACCAUCAACAGAAGGCAGUGCCUCUGAUCCCUUUUCUGCGCAGAUAUUUAUAGUCAAUUUUGCCAAUAUUGUCUUUCAGUGCUGUAUGUUUUUUCAUAUAAAGCAUUGUAUUUGGAA
Messenger RNA from Conger conger (European conger), 5771 nucleotides. It is a transcript of the gene sec31b, whose product is annotated as SEC31 homolog B, COPII coat complex component. Gene Ontology annotation, biological process: intracellular protein transport; COPII-coated vesicle cargo loading; endoplasmic reticulum organization. Gene Ontology annotation, cellular component: COPII vesicle coat; endoplasmic reticulum exit site. Gene Ontology annotation, molecular function: protein binding; structural molecule activity. NCBI's taxonomy places the organism in Eukaryota, Metazoa, Chordata, Actinopteri, Anguilliformes, Congridae. The transcript is spliced from 27 exons. Bases 142 to 3813 code for a protein of 1223 amino acids. The record is from RefSeq and is a predicted model, not a curated record.